AUGGCUGACAUGAUGAGGACUCGGUCCAAGGGGCCGCCAAGAGAGACCUAUAUCUACAAGAUCCCCACAGCUAAGGAGUCGCCGAAACAUGAGCUAAAUUCGAUAUCACCGUAUCUCUCAGAAAUACUGCGGCACAUAAUCGCCUACCUCGAUCCACCAUCACUGUUGUCAUUGACACUGACGAACCAUUACUUUCACAAACUUAUAUCAUCACCCCAUACAUGGAGACUCCUCUUCCUCCAAUGGUUUCCAGAUUCAAAGGGCCAAUUCACACCCCUCACGGCCCCGCCCGAUCCGGCCCAGGCCAAGCUGCACCCGGACGACCUUGAAACGAACCACUGGCGCACCGAAGCCAUCCUACGCUCUCGUCUUCUCCGUAACCUUAACAAAGCUCGCCCAGAACUCCGUGAAGCUGGAAAUCGUAACACUAGCAGCACAUAUGUCGAGCCACAAUUUAAAUCUACUCACCUUAAGACCAUUCCUAAGAGUGUGAUCAUGUCAAUGAUGCACUUGAUACAGCCACCGAUCACACAUCUUUUCGCGAACUUUGAUAAGGAGCCCUUGAAACCCAACGAAAAAACCAACGGCUCACCGCCUGAUUAUCAUCCAAUUCCUUCAUUCAGGAGCUGUAAUUUAGGAAAUGGACAGGCGAGUGUUUGGUCCCCUGGGAACGGGCAGUUCAAGACCGAAGAAGACAGUGGGACUAUGGUCUUUACAAGAUACGAGAAAUCGCAGCACACACUUGCGACGUCUUUCGAUGUUAUGGAAAUCGUGGAUGUGCACCAAAAUGGUGCUGGGAGUUUUGCUGUGAUUGGCCGCAGAUGGAGCGAGAAUAGGGUUAAUAUCCUCUGUGGCUUUAGACUUGGGACUGGUGAGUGUAUGGAUUAUCCCAUUGCACAUGAACCAGCACAAGCAAUUGUCGGGAUUGGGACUGGCGUAUGGAUUGCGGAUUUGGCCGGAUACGGUGCCAUCCCAGGCGUAGGAUUAGAGGAGAUGACUGAAGAGGAACAAGCCGCUGCUCGCGCAAAGAGAGAGGCGGCGGAGCAGAAAGGCGGGGACCAGGUUUCAAGGAUUCUUGCUUCGAAUGAUCCACAGAAUCAUCUCGAGGGAAAAUAUAAACCUGUUAGAGUACCAGAAGCCAGUGGAAUUUUUUCAGAAUAUGGCGUCGGCCUCGUUUACAUUACAAGCGAAGGAGAUGUUCACAUGCUUUCGGUGGACACGUUUCCUCUUGCCCCUGGGCAUCAAAUACAUCGAGCUCUCGAGACAUCUCGUAUGGCAAAGUGGAGGAUUUCCCCGAGGUGUGCACUCGUUAGCGUCAAAGUUGACAACGACUAUACCCCGGAGAAGAAGGCACUUGGCCGGCCGUGGUGUGUUGUUCAGAACAUCGUGGGAGAGAUAUGGACCUUUUCUGGGGAUCCCAGGUCGCGGCCAGACCCAGAGGAUAAUGGGCUUACGGAGGAAGAGGAGGAUGAAGCGGAUUUGCAACGUGCGGACACAGAAAUUGAGAAUGGCCCGAUUGGAGACGACCUUAGCAUCAUGGAUCAUGUCGAACGGCAUGCUGCUUGGAUGAGAAUACGAGCAGAACUAGCGGCUACCUACAAGACCGAGCGAAACGCAGGGCGAGAGGAAGAGAUGAAGCGAAUUGCGGCGCACGUUCAGGGCCACUGGACCAUGCUCGAGGGAACUAGGGUAGAGAGGCCGAUAUCAGGAUUCUAUCUGGAUGACCUCUACCGGGAUACGGGGCUUAUUGUUGGAGACAAUGAAAACAUUCAGCCUCUCAAAUUACCGUGGAUAAUGGAGGUGGAUUUUGGAGGUUACAAUAUCGUAUCAUUCAGCACCACAAGCACCGAAGAGCGAAGGGUUCAGGGAUUCAGAUACCGUUUAAAUACUCUUUUCACUGAGAAGAAGCCGGAUGUACCGGAGACCGAGAUCCUUGGAAGUCAGGCUUUUGCUGGCUCAGCCGACGACUGGGCAAAGACUCGUCUUCGGAUACCUAAAUCUGGAGAAGAGAUUUUCGAUCAAGGUAAAAAUCCACAGAACAUCACGGCUUUGGCUAUGGAUGAUUCCUUUCUGGCGAGAGCGAUGCCAGUGUCCCCAAAUGAUAAUACCGUUGGCGGAAACGCACGAUUAUUUGCGGUCGGCACAAACCACGGGAGGGCCUUAGUAUUCAAUAUUAGAGGAAGCCCGACCAAGAGGACGAGUGACCUCCUAACACCUAUCCGGGUAUGCAAGAUUCCAGGGACGCCUAAGAUUACUUGUGUCUCGGUUACAUCUCUAGCUGUGAUCGUUGGUGCAAACAAUGGCGCAAUUUCGGUAUUCGAUCCACUGGGGUCAUCCGGAGAACCUGUCCGUAAGAUCGUACAUGCCAUGUCGAUUGAAGCGAAGAAAGACUAUUUCACACGGACGGCGCAAUAUGGCUGGGGUCGGACGGAGCAAGAGAACACUUGGCAAGAGGAGACGAGUGCUUAUAGAAUAUGCGCGGAUCCAAAUGCCAGGAACUGGAGGGGAGCAGCUAUUCUUGGAUGUAAUAUUUUGUACUGGGAUGAGACGGACUUUUUGAAUUGGCAGGAAGCGGAUGAUUUGGCGACAAGAAGGAGAAGGAGAAUGGAAAAAGUUGAGAGGUUGAAGGCAGAGGAAGAGGAGGCUGCGAAGAAUCGACGAAGUCCAAGGCCGGCGUUGGGGCGGGUAGUUCCUGGAACGACCCCUGGUAGCCAUAUCGACUUGGGACUUCAUUCGAUAGCGGUAAAUGACGAAGAUCCGGUUCGAAAAUGGGAAGAGGCGCAUGGGGAGCUGACGGAAGAGGACAGGAGGUUGCUCAAGGAUAUUUCCGGGAUCAAUAUUGAUGAUGAAUAG
Molecule: messenger RNA, 2853 nt
Organism: Orbilia oligospora ATCC 24927
Lineage: Eukaryota; Fungi; Ascomycota; Orbiliomycetes; Orbiliales; Orbiliaceae
Exons: 2
Coding region: 1-2853 (950 amino acids)
Molecular function (GO): protein binding
Source: RefSeq, a predicted model, not a curated record